AUGGAUGACGCGACGGUGGAGGACGCGGGCGAGACGACGGCGACGGCGACGGCGACGGGAGCGCCGAAGACGUCGGAUUUCACGGAACGCGCCAAGUACAUCCCGAUGCGAUUGACGCCCGAGGAGAGGAAGGCGUUGCGAUUGUUAGAAGCAGCGUUGCACGUGAGCGAGUACACAGACGUGGUUGAUGUGUUUUCUUAUAAAUCGAAAACGCAGCGCAUCACGAGACAGCUGAAGGAGAUUUGCGCGAUCAUGUGCGGCCUAGUUGUCGCCACGGACUAUCGUGCGGGACAAAAGCUCAUCAUAGACAAGGAAUUCAAGGAUAACGAAGAGUUCUUUCAGUACGUGUUCGAGAUCGGACGGCGACACAAGGUUAUGAAUCCAGAGAAGAUGCGAACCGAAUACGGGAAGCUCGUAUUCUUGUUACAAGAUUCUCAGAGUCCAGACGUUCAAGAGUUGCUCGAUUUCAAGCUCGUCAAACCUUUGAAGACGGUUUACACGUUUUUGAAGGAGCGCGGGGGUGAAAGUUUGCUUGCCGAUAGCCUCAUGGAAACGGCAACGUCGGAGAUCAUGCACGAAGGUUUGCCGCGUCACGAGGUGCAAAAGAUGAUCAAGAAGAAAGAACGCGCGAGAGAAGUCAUCGCGAGCAAGUACUCCUCGGUCUCGCUGAGCAAGGAAGACGUCCUACAGUGUUUGUACUCCGUCAGUGAUAACAACGCGUAUUUGCGAUUCAAUCGCGAUCCCGUUGAUCGAAUGCUUGAGAUGUUGACGACGCACUUUGAUCCGUCAACUCCGGAAAAAGGAUACGGUUUGGGCAUCACGAUGGGCAUGGGCGGCGCGCGUUUAAGUCACAAUCACCAGCGUCAAUACACGUAUUGCGCGCAGUCGAUGACGCUUUGGCGCGAAGUUUUAAACGACAUGUUUAGACUUUGGUACCUCGCAGAGAGCGAUUUACUAUGCGAAGGUAAUCGUUAUUCGCUCUCCAAUACCGGCCAAGGCUUGAACCGAGUUCAACACUGCCCGCGAGUCGGCAAGGCGAUGUAUGGCGUCUUGGCGACGUGCCAGCAAAAGUGUGGCGGAUGGGUCGGGAGCUCGGUCGUGCACCUCGGGGACCACAACGUGCCUAACGCCUUGGUCUUCAUCGACAAGUACAGUCAAGUCUCGCGGAUUCUCAACCCGAUCGUCCUCGUCAUCCAAGAGCUUCCGAACCUAGCCAAAGACCCGGGUCUCAAGGCAUACAUCGAUACUCAAUUCGGUAGCGUCGAGGCGUGUCAAAAAACCAUUCUCGCCGAUUUCUUCAGGCACGGUUUCGACGGCAGUGGCAGCGAUAACUUCUUCGACGCCGGCUCGUGCAUCGACGGCCGUCUCACGUCGGCGUGGAACUGGUGCUCGAAAAUAGAAAAGAAGUCAUACUACCCGGUUUUCAAGCUCGCCGGUUUCUCCGGUUUCGACGGCGGCGACUUUAGAUCAUGA
Ostreococcus lucimarinus CCE9901 is the source of this 1473-nucleotide messenger RNA. RefSeq lists its product with no specific name. Lineage: Eukaryota; Viridiplantae; Chlorophyta; Mamiellophyceae; Mamiellales; Bathycoccaceae. Bases 1 to 1473 code for a protein of 490 amino acids. The record is from RefSeq and is a predicted model, not a curated record. The transcript has a single exon.